Molecule: messenger RNA, 398 nt
Organism: Medioppia subpectinata
Lineage: Eukaryota; Metazoa; Arthropoda; Arachnida; Sarcoptiformes; Oppiidae
Source: the annotation of a GenBank genome assembly
ACGGAUGUGCUGUCUAUGAGUACACUAUACACAGUAGUGUAGAGACAAUGAGCGAAAUAAUUGAAUGCAUAUCUAAUGUUGAGAGCGAACUAAACCUAAACAAAUCGGUGGACAGUUGGCAAUCGUUGGGCUCCACAGCGACCACAGCGUCGCCGGUGCCGUCGGACGACUCGUCAUACGUGCUGUCCGUUUCCCAUAAGGACUCGCUUCGGCACCAGUUGUCACAUAUCCGACACAUGAGGGAUGAGUACGAGACACACCUCCGACUGCGGGACGCGUUGAGAAAAAUGAUGAAAAUCUCGAAAUCCAGAGAAUGUGAAAACGAAUGGAAAGAAAACUCAAGGAUUUUGAUCACAUUUGAGAAACAGUUGGAACUAAUGAUCGGUUAGUAUUGCCAC